AUGACAGGUGCUCUUACAGAAGCUAUAAUUAUCAUCCAUCCUGAAUUCUCUUUGGAUCAGGAACUCGUCGGCCGCGAACGGUGCCAAAUUGCCGACACUCGUGCACUUCCUCCUUCGAUUGGAUGUAUCACGAAGCCUGAUACGGACGCUAUCGUCUUGGAUAAGAGUCUUGUUCAGCCGCGAAGAACGUUCGAGGUAGAAGAAAUGGCAGCGACAACGUAUGAUCCGUCAGCUUUCGAGAGUGACUACAUUGAAGUCUCUCCUUUAAUGGGCACGCCCUAUGCCGAAGUCCUGCGCGAGCAGACCAUUGAGCUACAACAUCUACGCUCGGUAUGCGCGAAAAUACAAAGCAGCAUAGAUCUAGCCACAAGCUCAACGGACUUUGAUGUGCAAGGUUUCCAGGCCAGUAUGGAACGGCAAAUAUCUGCAGUAGAUAUGACGAUCAAAAUUGUCAAAGACGGCAUGCGUGGUUGUGGUGUGGUCGCAAAAUUCGAUGAUUGCCAUCUUGCAUCAGAAGCGGGCUUCCAAACGUUCAAUAGUGUGCUGCAAGUUGCCUUCGUCGAUUUGCAGAAGCAGAUUUCAGUGCAGCCGCACAACGCUGUGAGGGUUGGUGAAAAGCGUACACUCGCUAUCAAGAGUAGAAGCUCUGACACCAGGCUCAAGCAAUAUUCGCCGCGAAAAAAUUUGAGGAUCAGUUCCAUGCGUCCCCAGAACAACGCACUAGUACCAAGCAAUACAGAUGCAAGGCACCGCGGUGAGUUGCUCGUCCCAUCCGGGCCCAAUGAGUACCUGAGAAAGUCGCUCAAACCGAACCCAAUAAAGGGUGAAAGACAAAAGCAUAAGAACCUAUCUCAGCGCAUAGCCGCCAUUGGCGAGGAAACCGCGAAUCAAAUCAUCGAGUGCAUAGAAGCGCCGGGCCACGAAGAAGAGUACUACCUCCGGCUACUAUCACUAGUUCAGGACGGGCAGGUCCUGCCAGACUUGCUACCAGAAUCAGCAAACGCGAUUCUAUCGGCUUUCUUCAAGGCUCCUAAGGUCGAUCUGGGUGCUACCGUUGAUUUAGGGAGUGUUAAUGAAGUACUUAUCCAGCAUUGGUUUAGGCUGCUCAGUCCCUGGCGGCAGUCACUCUUUUGCCAACCCAUACAACACCAAUGGGAAAAUAUGCCUAACAUUGGGACGCCUGAAUUUAUUGGAGAAUUUGGAGCACUAUUAAUCAGGUUUCGGGAGACUAUUCGUUCUGAAAUAGGCGACAUGCUCGAUUACGAAUACUACUGCCUCAAGAUAGCUAUCUCGCAAAAGAUAAUUGGGAACAAGGACUUUGUAAUAGCGAAAUUAAAAGGAGAGAUUAAGGAAAGGGACCAAAAUAUCACGGAGUCAGUCGGGAAGAUUCAGGAAAUGAAUAAAAAUAUCGUGGAAUCACAAAGGCAGGUUACAGAAGUUACAAAGGAAAUGAUGGAAUUACGAGAACAGAAUGAGAAAUAUAAUAAUAACGUCGUGGAGUUGGAAAGGAAGAUUGAGGAAAAGAACGACGAGAGCAAGAUCGUGGAGUUAGAAAGGAAGAUUGAGGAAAAGAACGACGAAAUUGUGGAGUUAAGGGGGAAGCUUGAGGGAAAGAACGACGAGAGCAAGAUCGUGGAGUUAGAAAGGAAGAUUCAGAAGAAGAACGAUGAGAGCAAGAUCGUGGAGUUAGAAAGGAAGAUUCAGAAGAAGAACGAUGAGAGCAAGAUCGUGGAGUUAGAAAGGAAGAUUCAGAAGAAGAACGAUGAGAGCAAGAUCGUGGAGUUAGAAAGGAAGAUUGAGGAAAAGAACGACGAAAUUGUGGAGUUAAGGGGGAAGCUUGAGGGAAAGAACGACGAGAGCAAGAUCGCGGACUUAGAAAGGAAGAUUCAGAAAAAGAACGACCAAAUUGUGGAAUUAAGUGAGAAGCUCGAGGGAAAGAACGACGAGAGCAAGAUCGUGGAGUUGGAAGGGAGAGCCUCGUGA
Molecule: messenger RNA, 1983 nt
Organism: Akanthomyces muscarius
Lineage: Eukaryota; Fungi; Ascomycota; Sordariomycetes; Hypocreales; Cordycipitaceae
Exons: 3
Coding region: 1-1983 (660 amino acids)
Cellular component (GO): type III intermediate filament
Source: RefSeq, a predicted model, not a curated record